Hymenoscyphus albidus is the source of this 6738-nucleotide messenger RNA. NCBI's taxonomy places the organism in Eukaryota, Fungi, Ascomycota, Leotiomycetes, Helotiales, Helotiaceae. The record is from the annotation of a GenBank genome assembly.
AUUUUGUUAAGCAUGUAUUAAUUAUAGGUAUAAGUAGAGUGUUCGUGGAUGGUGGGGGGGCGUGAAAACCCGCGCUUAGUCAGCUCUAAACUGACGCCGGGGCGUCAGUGUAUUGGGACCCUUACAGGUGGAGAUGGCUUACAUAAGCACAAGGCUGUCGGGGUUUCUACGGAGUUUCUGCUGGUGGAGAGCUACCUACUCUGAGCUGGAUGCAGAUGAACAUCACGAAAUGCGAUGACGAAAAGAGAUUGAUGCGUUCGGCCAUAUGCUGAGCGUGAGAAUAUACCGAUACCUCACAAUGCUGGCACAUUCCGCGGAGAACUCAUCAUUUCGUUGAUACUGUAUUACAGGUUCAGAAAUCUUGACCUCGAUCGCCCAACUUCCAACAGCCUUCACAACUGCGCCCAACACAAUGAAUACCUACCCUCCAAAUCACGGCAAUCCUGCCAGCCACGGCAACAAUGGGACCCCGAAUGGUUCCUUCUCUGGCGCUGUCGAGAUGAAUGCAAGCGCGCAGAGAUAUUCCACAGGCAGGGUCAAGGUUCUGACGGUCGAUGAAGCUCUCCCAUUGACACCUAUCACGUCGGUGGUUCCUUUCAACUCGGGUUCGCAUUUCUCUUUGUACUGCUACCAGUGGUAAAGCGUUGCUGAUUGCGUGUGUACAGAUAUCGUGCCCAUGCCAAAGGUCGGACUGAGAUCAUCCGUGUCCAUAUACUCAACACCAGCUGAGCGCGCAAGAGGCAGAGAUGUGCUAGAGAGUUUAAAUCGCGAGGCUGCGGAUCCACGAAAUACAUCGAGAAGACUACAACAGUCGUUAGAGGAUUUGAAGGGACUGUUGAAGCCGGACGGACUGACCCAGUUGUAUGCCAAAGCCCCGGGUACUUUCCAGGAAAUAUAUAAUCUAACCUGUCGUAGUAAAUUCAAAACGGCGCCAAAACUCUCAUCAGGUCCUGAUAUGAACGAGCAACCAAAAAUGAAGCUGUCGCCCUUUGCCCAAAAAGUCUUGAACCAAACCUCGGUAAACUUCACUCACUAUGUAGCCCAGCCACUUCCGGGUGCACAGCCAGUGAAUGAUAGAGUCUCCCACAAAUCAGCGUCCAAGGCGAGAGGGCCUCACCUUCAACAGUCUCCCGCAAAUGUCGAGGCCUUUGACCAUAAUGCUGGUAUAUCAGCUCAGCUUCCAAGGACGCAGAAUAAAUCCCAAGUUGGAACAACUCCUCAGCCUUCUUCGAAUGCAACCAAGUCCGAUUCGAGUUUUGCUGUAGUCAUUCCUAGCUUACCGAAUAAGUUUCGUCCUCAAGAAUACACCACUUCAAAAGAUUUACCCAAACCAGCCACCAAAUAUUCAAGUCUAUCCCGCACCUCAUCGCAGGCAUCCGUCCCCGCGCCCCGCCCAAGCCCAACUCAAGGUGAGGCAAAACCAAUCAAUAAACCCCCUGCGCAUACUCCUUCGCACACUACUGGUCAACCUGCGCCGCCAGCUCAGACCUCAUCUUCAAAAUUUGUUAUUGAGAUACCAGUUCAACCUCAUCAUCUUCAACACCAAUCUCAAUUAACACCACAAGCUCAUCCAGAAACUCCGCGCCAGAUUAUCCAUGAGCUAACUCCUACUCCAUCUGGACAACCAUUAUCAAACCCCAGCCUAGCAGUAGUUAUACCCGAUCUUCCAGCUACCUUCAACCCUGGAGAGUACGACGUUGUUCCUGAUUCCCCAGAUACACCACAACACUUAUCCCGCAAAAGAAAGCGAUCUGAGAUCGAUGGCUAUGAAGACGGAUUGCCUAUGAGCAUUGGACAGCGAGAAAAGGCAGAUACGGCCGCCAACAAUUUGCGCCAUUAUCUACAAGAGAUCUUUGAAGCUGAGGAUCGUUUGCAAUCUGACGGCGCCUCUUCCAAUCACUUUUUCGUUGCAACCAGUGAAGGGUACAGUCUCACCUCUGCCGCUCAGUAUAAAGUUGAGAGCCUUCUCCAGAAGAUUAUCUCUAUGGGGCGUUUUGCGCAGGCACCGCUUGACGAGUUGCUCCGACUCCAAAAGCUCUCCGAAUCCUCCUUGAAAGACGCCGAGUCACUUGAUAUCAAAGUGGAUGAUACCAUGGGACAGGCCGAAGUUGAUGCGUGGCUCGUUCAGAUUGCCAACGCCGAAUUAGGGCUAAAAGCAGCACGAACUUCUUUACGAUUGAUGUCGGGAGGCCGUGAAGACAAACAACUAUACUCGGAAGAUGUCAUACAAUCAGCACUGAACGCCUUCAAAAAUGUCAUGGAUAAUUGCAUUGUUCCAAUUGUCGAAAUGCGUAGCUCUGGUGCCUCGGCUGCGACAUUCAAGCUUUUAUCAAAUGAGAAGAAAGUUAUCAACAACCUUUUGACACAAUGCCGACGUGUAUUGUCGCUUUUGGCAGCCUUGGUAGCUAACGUAGAUCUAUCAGAAACUGUCAUCAAUACUCUCGAAUUCACUGCCUCUCAACUCAUCUUUGUUGAAAACGCCCCUGUGGAGCGAGACUCGAUCCUUGGCAUCGCUAAAUUCGACAGUCUGCGUGUGGUGGCCAUGGAUGCGCUGGCACAAAUUUUUCUUUGCAAUCCAGCACAACGCCAAGGCAUCUUUGACGAAAUUCUUACAUCAUUGGAAAAACUUCCUGUUACUAAGCAGAGUGCUCGCCAAUUUAAAUUAGCCGAGGGUGGAAACAUUCAGCUUGUAUCCGCGCUGAUCAUGCGCCUUGUCCAAACUAGUGCCAACAAGCCGGAUGAUGCAAAAGAGAAACGAAGACGCAAGGCGCUGGAGGCUUUGCAUGGCGACGAGGAUAACCACACAGCUGCUAGCCAGGGAAUUUCAAACUUUACAGUCAAAUCAGAAUCACGAGCGGAGCAAGAGAUUGUCACCGCUGUCAAUGAGUUAGGCGAGCUAGUAUCACCGCUUCUGGAAACUGCCAAGCAGAAUGCCAUCUAUGUCGUGAACUUUAUUGUAAACAGAGCGAUGAAGUCUACCAAGUCUGGAGAUGCGCCUUAUCGCAAUCUACUCGACUUAUUUGUUGAAGAUUUUAUUACGUGUCUCAAUUCGACCGACUGGCCUGCCGCAGAGCUCCUAUUGCGCUUGUUCCUUUUCAAGAUGGUCCAGCUGGCAGAAGGUGACAAGACGCCCGCACCAGCCAGAAAUAUGGCUCUUGAUCUCCUUGGUCUAAUGGGUGCUGCCAUAUCCGAGCUUAAUUCUCAUAUCCGAAAGACCGCAAAUGCUAUAGACUCAGGAAGCGAACUGGCUGUUUACUUGAGUAGAUUGGCACAAGCGUCGCUUGAGAAGAAUGCAGGUCCUACAGACGUUGUAUCUUGGGUAUGUGGACCCUUCCGUGUAUCACUUGAAUACUUGGAGAACCGCUCUUCGUCGGAGCCACAGCUUCAGGGCGCUAUUGGUUUCUUUAUGGCUAGAUGGGCUGAGAAAACGGUUUCUACAUACGAAGAAAUUCCCGAGGAUGAUAGGAGUUAUCAGCAAGUUGAAAAAGAUCAUGGCAAGUUGGCCUACCGUCUGCGAAAAAUGCUCACCGACAGCAGAUGGUUGUCCACAGAGUACAGCUUCGAGACAGUCAGCGAGCCUCAUGCAAAACUCGCAUACUCUUUGACCUUGCUAAGCUCCCCUUUCUGCGAAUCAUUUAGUCGAGUCCUCACUAUUCUUCUGAGCUCCAUGACGAGCGAACAAGCAACAGUUCGGAGCAAGAGCUUGAAAAGCGUCAAUCAAGUUUUAGAUACGGACCCCACAAUCCUUGACCGCGAACCAGCAGUAAAGCAUUUGAUCUUGAGAUGUUCCAACGAUCUCUCUGUCCAGGUUCGGGAUUCCGCUCUUACUCUUGUUGGGAAAUGUAUUAGUCUACGACCUGCUCUCGAAGAAGAACUUAUCCCGAGUAUCUUGGCUCGCGUCAACGAUAGUGGUGUCGGUGUCCGCAAGCGUGCGAUGAAACUUUCCAAAGAUAUCUAUCUUAGGAACCAGAAGCGUGACAUCAGAAGUCACAUUGCCGACUCACUACUCCAUCGAGUUACUGAUUUAGACGAAGGCGUUCAGGAACUGGCUCGCCAGACAAUUGAAGAAGUAUGGAUGUCUCCAUUCUAUCAAUCUACUCAAUCCGACGAUUCUUCGGCCAAAUUUAAGCUUGCCAUGGCUGACCACGUUGCUCUCAUGGUUCGAACGGUCCAAAGGGGGAGCGGAGUGGCAACAGUGCUUGAUAAAGUAUUGCAAAACAUGCUGUCAAGCGACUCAAAAUCAUCCGCUGCAAACUUUAGAGUCUGCAAAGCUCUUGUAGCUACCAUGUUCGAAACUAUCAUUGAUAACUCCGCGGAUGGCAGCGAUGCUCCCUCUGCACGCGAUGCGCUACAUGUCCUCAUGAUUUUUGCAAAAUCAAAUGCGAAAUUGUUCACCCCUGAGCAGAUUCAAUUAUUGCAACCUUACGUUGCCAACGUUGGAGCUGGCGAUGAAAUGGCCAUAUUCCGCUCAGUACUUGUGAUCUUUCGUCAUGUUCUACCGCAUCUCUCCAAAGCUCACAACAAGUUUCUUUUCGCUGUUAGAAAAGAACUGCUUCCUACAAUGGCACGUAUACAUAAAGCCAUCUUGGACGACCUAGUUGCAUGUUUGUGGAUUAUCAGCAAUGUACUUGAAGACAUCCAGAACCUGACAUCAGCGGUUUUGUCUAGUCUGAUGAACAUCGAUGCAAUGAAAAAGAUGGAUCUCAACGACCCGAAAAACGAGAAGGCUAUCACCAAGAUAGGUAGAUUGAUUUUGAUUGUUGGCACAAUGGGCAAGCAUUGCGAUUUUGACCCUAAGCUCCAACUGUUUCAAUCCAAAUUCACGUCCUUGAAAGGAGAUUCUGUUUCGAAACUAAUGGUCGAUGUUUUGGCACCAUUCGCAUCGCCUUCACAGCCACUCGAGGUACGAAAGGUGGCUCUAGGGGCUAUUGGAAUGGUCUGUCAAUCGUGGCCUAAGAACUUUUCCUCUGCCAAAAUUUAUACUGCUUUCCAAGGCGUUUUCGGGGAGAAGAAUACUAUUCUCGAGGGCAUCAUCUUAUCAGCCUUCAAGGACUUCCUCUUGCUUGAAGAGAAGCGAUCAGAAGCAGGGAAUGAAGGAUUGCCCGGGACAGCAGGAGACCCAAAGGCAAAAUUGGGCGUCAUGGGUGGUAGCCAAGGCGACGGCAUUGCAAUUGGAAUUGCCCAACGUUUCCUUCCCGACAUCAUUCGUAUUUCCCUAGCCACCAAAGACGACCAGGCACUUCUCGCGACAGAGGUCGUAGCUAGUAUUGCCCGUCAGGGUCUAGUCCACCCUAAAGAGUGUGGUUCGACACUCAUCGCCUUGGAAACAUCGCCGAACCUCAAGAUUGCUGAGUUGGCCUUCAAAGAGCACCGUGCACUCCACGAAAAGCAUGAGACUAUUCUUGAAAAGGAGUAUAUGCGAGCGGUUCAACGUGCGUAUGAAUACCAGCGGGAUGUUGUAGAGGACACACAUGGUGUGACUCUUGACCCAUUUGCAUCAAAACUUCACUUGAUGAUUGAUGUAUUGAAGAUCAGCAAGGUCAAGAAUCGCAAGAAGUUUCUGGAAAACCUUUGUUCGCGUACGGACUUCGACCCGGCCAAGAUCAAAAUCGAAACUGCCCCUUAUCAUCUGGAUUUCUCGCAAUUCAUUAUCGAGAAUUUGGCUUUCUUUGAGUAUGCCUCUGUAGAUGAGCUUCUAGCUACGAUCAAUUCCAUGGAAAAGGUUGUAGCGGCUACCGGUACAGGAAUUGCACACAUGAUCGAGACAGAAAUCUUUCACGUGAGCUUAGAUCAACCAACCCAAGUUGAUGAGAAUGGCCAGCAACAAGUAAUGCAGCAUAAAGUCGAUACUGAUCGCCUUCGACUUCUCACAGGCUCUUCGAUGAUGCUUGCAAGUCUAUGGGGAGCACGAACCUUCUUGAGACGACUGUACGGCCUUACAACUCAGCGUCGCGAAAGUAAGGGAAAGCCCGCACCAAAGGAUUUAUCAAAAGCUCCCGUCAAGGUUCCAUUUGUGACUGGAGACAAAUUCUGGGACGAGACUACUAUGAUCAUGAACUCAAUGGAGUCCGAAAAAACCAUGAUGCAGCAGUGCCGAAACUUUGUGCAGCUUUUGAAUGUGGAUCAAGAUUUCAAAGUAGCUGCUGAGGGCGACGAAGAGGCGGAGCGAGGUAGACCAAGCACACCAAAUGAGGACGAAGAUGAAGAUGCCCCCAGCACGCCCAAUGGAAGUGGAAGAGGUCGAAAGAGAAAGUCAACUGGUACUCCUGGCGGACGCAAGAAGCGUGCACGUUCGUCUUCCGUCCCCAAAGGCCGUAGUCGACCAAAGGGAAGCGGCAACAAACGAGCAAGCGCAGAGAAGAGUGAUGACGAAAUGGAUUGGAGAUAGAAGACUCGGAAUCGUAUUGAUUCUACAUAUUACGAGUUACUUUGAUGUUUUAAUGGAGCGCGGGAAAGCUUGCAAGCACAGCAUUGUAUCAUACCCCCAUGGGUUUGCUAUUUGGCAUUUGGCGUUUAGCAUUUGGCGUUUAUUUUGUGCAUACAGUAUUUAUCUUACACUACAGGAUGGUGUGCAGUUGCAAGCAUUGAACUGGAGGCGUUACAAGUACCUGCUGGCAUGCGGGAAUGGCGGAUACAUUGUAUUUUCCUGCACAUGGCAAAUAGCAUGCAAAUAGGAGCUAGGUUUGCCGUAUUUAGAUGGCUGGUGGAUGUAUCGUCAACCAAAUCUAAUCGUAAUAA